This is a messenger RNA of Sceloporus undulatus (fence lizard), 5580 nucleotides long. It is a transcript of the gene STRN4, whose product is annotated as striatin 4. Gene Ontology annotation, molecular function: protein phosphatase 2A binding; calmodulin binding; armadillo repeat domain binding. Lineage: Eukaryota; Metazoa; Chordata; Lepidosauria; Squamata; Phrynosomatidae. The record is from RefSeq and is a predicted model, not a curated record. Bases 10 to 2397 code for a protein of 795 amino acids. The transcript has 18 exons. Gene Ontology annotation, cellular component: dendrite.
AGGCUCACUAUGUGGCAGCAGCCGCGGCAGCAGCAGCAGUCGCCACCGCCUCCGCCUCCGCCGCCGCCGGCCAACGCCGCCUCCGCCGCCGCCUCCGCCGCCGCCAUGGAGGCCGAGAGAGCGGCGGGACUCCGGGCCCAGCAGCAGCAGCAGCAGGCCGCCUUGUUGGCCUCCUCCGCGGGGGGAGACCAGCCGCCUCAGCCUCCGGCUCCUCCGUCGCUUCAGUCGGCCUCGUCCUCCUCCUCCGCGUCCUCCUCGAACCGGGCCGAGCUGAGCCUCCCGGGCAUCCUGCACUUCAUCCAGCACGAGUGGGCCCGCUUCGAGGCCGAGAAGAGCCGCUGGGAGGCGGAGAGGGCAGAGCUCCAGGCACAAGUGGCCUUUCUUCAGGGAGAGAGGAAGGGCCAAGAAAACCUGAAGACAGAUCUUGUGCGGAGGAUAAAGAUGCUGGAAUAUGCUUUAAAGCAGGAAAGGUCAAAGUAUCACAAGCUGAAAUUUGGCACUGAGCUGAACCCAGGAGAAAAGAAACCUGAUACAUCAGAACCAGUCUCCAAUGGACCAGCGGAGCCCAUUUCCUUGGAAAGCAAUCAAUUCAUGUGGAAGGAAGGCCGCCAGCUCCUCCGUCAGUACCUGGAAGAAGUGGGCUACACAGACACUAUCCUAGACAUGCGUUCCAAGCGGGUUCGCGCUCUGCUGGGACGCUGCUCCGUGGAGUUGAAUGGCGCUGCUGAGCCCAGUGGCUUGGGGACGGGGCCAGCUUCAGGGCCUCCUGGUCUGAACGGGGGAGAGUCUCUCCUUGUCAAGCAGAUAGAGGAGCAGAUCAAAAGGAAUGCUGGGAAAGAGGCAAAGGACCGAAUUAGCAACACAGUGAUGGAGAAGAUCCCUUUCCUGCAGGGUUGUGAAGAAGAUAGUGAUGAAGAGGAGGACUUGGAAAGCCUACCUUUAGAGACACAGCGGCAGCACAAAAAGCAGCGAGUAAAGCUCACCAAUAAGCCCCUGAUGCCAGAAGUGGAGGAUGAAGAUGAUGACGAAGACUCUGAGGAUGCACUAAGCGAAUUUGACUUUCUGGGCUCUGGGGAGAACGGCGAGGGAUCCGGGGACACACGGCGGGCCGGAGAUGGCAAUGAGCUUGUUUUCUGCCUGCCUUUUACAGAAACCCGCAGGGUGAAGCUGCAAGGUAUGCUUGCCGACCUUCGUGAUGUGGAUGGACUUCCUCCUAAGCCAUCCAUGCCCUCAGCCAUCUCCGGUCAGCCCAGAUCUCAUGAAGGAUCACUGGGGUUCUCCUCGGAUGUGUUUAUAAUGGACACAAUUGGUGGGGGAGAAGUCAGUCUGGGCGACCUCGCUGAUCUGACAGUUACCAAUGACAAUGAACUAAGCUGUGAUCUUUCCGACAGUAAAGAUGCCUUUAAGAAGACGUGGAACCCGAAGUUUACCCUGCGGAGUCACUACGAUGGCAUCCGGGCUCUGGCAUUCCACCAUGUGGAGUCUGCCUUGGUCACUGCUUCAGAGGAUGGCACACUCAAGCUGUGGAAUCUCCAGAAAACAGUGGCAGCCAAAAAGAAUGCAGCUUUAGAUGUAGAACCUGUCUAUGCAUUCAGGGCCCACAGGGGUCCUGUGCUUUCUGUCACUAUGGGUUGCAACAGCGAGUACUGCUACAGCGGUGGAUUGGAUACACGGAUCCGUUGCUGGAGGAUCCCAGAUCUCAGCAUGGAUCCUUACGACGGUUAUGACCCUAGCAUGCUCAGCAACGUUUUGGAUGGCCACACAGAUGCUGUCUGGGGCCUGGCCUUCAGCCCCUCAAAGAACCGCCUAGCCUCCUGCUCUGCAGAUGGCACAGUGAGGAUAUGGGACCCAAGCAGCAGUGACUCCUCCUGCCUCAGCACUUACAACACAGAGAGUGAAAAUGGAAUCCCAACUUCCAUCACAUUCUCCAGUACUGAACCCACACAUGCCGUGGCAGCUUUUCAGACAGGCUAUGCAGUUCUUUAUGAUGUGGAGACAUCCUGCCCUGUCCUGACACUGGAAUCUAGACCAGCCAAUGCAGGGGCCAGUCAGAUCAACCAAGUGGUGAGCCACCCAACCCAGCCAAUCACAAUCACAGCGCAUGAUGACCGGGGAAUCCGCUUUCUAGACAAUCGAACAGGGAAAGCUGUGCAUUCUAUGGUGGCUCACCUGGAUGCUGUCACCUGUCUUGCUGCAGAUCCCAACGGUGUCUUCCUUAUGUCAGGAAGCCACGACUGCUCCCUCCGGCUGUGGAACCUCGACAACAAAACGUGCACGCAGGAGAUCACUGCCCACCGCAAGAAGCAUGAGGAGGCCAUCCAUGACGUGGCCUUCCACCCCAGCAAGGCCCUGAUUGCCAGCGCCGGGGCUGACGCCCUUGCCAAGGUCUUUGUGUGAGGAGAGGGCAGGGCCUGCAGGUGUGUCCCCAGGACCUCCUCUGUUCUGUUGUUUUCUUUAUUUCUUUCUCUGGCCCAGCCAGUGGUGCUAACACCUCUCCUCUUCGCCACGGGCGCCUCUCACCAUCUCAACCCGAGCUCAGGACUGAUCCCUGCUGGACAGCGGUGGCAGAGGCAUGAGACCAGGGAUCAGCGGGGGAAAGGCAGCUGCUUCUCUCACCUUGGGGCUCACCUUCACCAGCACUGAAAUAUUUUCCACUCAUUUCAAGGUCGCCUGGUUUUUAUUAUUUCCCAGCUCAGGGAGCAGAAGAUUCCCCCUCCCCCCUGAAUUGUUGGAGGGGUGGCAAUGGAGGGUGUUGAGACUCUUGUGAUGUUGCAAAGGGCUUUUGGCAGCUCCCCAAAACAUUUGCCUCCAUGCUGUCUUGUGCACGAAGUUUUGACGUUUCCAGAAGUUUUAGCCCUCUUGGGCCUGUGACCUUCUUUUUAAAAGGACACCCCUGGCCAGCUGCAGCACAGCUACUGAACAUUGACCAGGGCAGGCCAAAACUGAGCCAUCACGACUUCCUCUCUCUCCCUCUUCUCUCAUUCUUGGCUGUGUUCCUUCAGCUUAGCCAAAUGAGGGACAGAAGAUGCAAUUGGAGUGACACUCCCACCCCCCAAUUUCAGCUCUUAACAGCAGCCUAUUGUGGCAGUAAUACGUUCCAAGUUGCAUGCUGACGGUUUGACUUCUUGUGUGGAGGAGAGACUGAAUCAUAUGGUAGCUGCUUGGUCCACCAGGUUUUCUCUCCUCCCCAUGUGCUUCCUAGAGUUUCUCAUUCCUUCUAGCUCUCCCACCUCUUGACUCCCAAGGCACCCCUACGCUGAACAUCCCACCUUCACAAUACUGAUAAUGUAUUUGAACACCAAAGGAGGAAGGAGCUCUUUACCUACCUACCUCCGACCUUUUGUUUCCAGAAACCCUGGCUAGGGCAGGAAAGCUUGCUCCUGCCUCUGCUUUGCUUCUGUCCUUAUUGUGGAAGAGGCCACAGUUAAGAGGAGUGGGAAUAGGUGUGGGAAAUGAAAAAGGAAGGGGCAGGCAGCAACCAUAGUUAAGUAAAUAGGUGAGAGACUUGAUUGACAAGAUGGUGAGGGGUCAUUGGUGGGCUGCUUGUGAGACUAUAGGCUCCUAGUUACUUGUAAUUGUUUCAAGAAGGGGCUGGAGUGAUGGCAAGAUCUGGGAAGCACAAAGGAGGGGGAUUGAAAGAAACAUACCAGUAAGCAAGGUGGGGUUAGUUCCCAGUGAACUUGGAAGGGGUAGGCAGCCAAGGGUGGCAGUCUUGGGUUGACAGUUCUGCCUCUGCUGGCAAAAUGUUCAGAUCUUGCCUCUGCUUGCACUUAAGGCAGGAGUUGUACUGGCUCCACUUGUGGAAGCAGUCAGAUGUCUUGGGAGGUGGGCUGUAUUUGUUUUUGUUUUUCUCCUGGGGAAGGAAUCGCCCCUCAAGGUCCAUUCAGAUUCCACUCCUCUAUGGGAUCAACCCCAUCUCAGCAAUAAAUAAAUCUCUUCCGUCCCUAUGCCCUAGCUGGGAAGGGCCUACAACCAUUAAUUUUCUUGGGACUUGCAGUCAGCCUCUUCCCAGAGCCAAGUAAAGGGGCAGGUCUGGCCCCAGCUAAAAAGCAAACCAGAUUGGGCACUACAAGUGGCAUCAUGGGGUUGGGGUGGGUUUUAGAGGGAGGGCACAUCUAGGGCUUCAAAUACUGCUAAGGGGAGGUGCUGUCACGGUUUCUUGGGUUUAUCAGCUUUGGGAGUUGGUAUCACAUGUGAAGUCUGGUAAAGAGGUGUUGGCUUCAUGGUUCAAGUCAAGUGUGGGGAGGAACCAACCCUUGAGAGCCAGGAGCUUGAACUUCCAUCCCCCUAACUUGUGUGGGUAUUUGCAGGGGAGGGAGGGAUUACUGUGUUUUUAAAUAUUUUAUCUUUUUAUCUUUGGUGUAACUUACCCUGCAGUUGGCAAUCCUUACCAAAAACACUAAAAAAAAGACAAUGAAGAAGGAAUGCUGGCUGGAUUGGCGCAUGAAUUGCACAUGGAUUUUAGUGAGCAUGUCCUCAGGGUGGAGGGCAGGGUUGAACUUCAACUUGUCUUCCUGUUGAGGUGGGCGGUUAAGGGAAAGGUCAAAGGUUCCAGGUCAAAACGGCUUGGCAUAGAGUCUGCCUGUCUUGAUGGCCACAUCAAAGCCUCUUUGUCCACUGCCUCUGGAUUCUUCCACCUUGCUGAGUCCACCAGUCUGAAAUUGGGAUUGAAAGAUAUCUAUGUCUUCUACAGGAAAACAACACACACGCACGGCUUUAGAGCACCCUUCCUGGUCACGGCACUUGCUCUGGGUGACUCUACCAGAGUCUGCUUUAGCACUAAAGGAUAAGCUUGUUGUGGGGAGGCUCUGUUGUGCCCACAUUCCCCUAAUCAAGUGGAAGAGUAAAACCGUGAAAGUCUCUUGGUUUGGUUUGGUUUUAAUGGUGGGAACUUUCUUCUCCCGAUGGGAUAACUUUUAUACCUGGCUUAAACUUCCCUGACGUCCUCUUUAUUGUUGUUCCUGGGGUUUAAAAUGCCUCUUUCCUUGUAUAUUCUGUGUAUAGUAAAAGAAAAUCAGAUUGGAGGGAGGGAAAACGAAACCCAAGAGACACACAAAGGGCUGAUGCUGAAGUAACCACGAUCACGUUAUCACUGUGUGAUAGUUUCUACGAGCCAUGGUCUUUUUUAAAAUAAAAAUAGUGCUAAUUUGAGCUAAAAUAGGGACUGGGGAGGCAGUGGGUGGGUAGGGAGGGAGUUAAAGACACUGCUUUUGAAGACUGUGCUUUCUCUGAAUCUCACGGGCACAUCGGAUAAGAGGCUCAUCUUCCUCCUUCCAAACUGGGGGCCACCCUCUGGCACCCGACAACUAGCCACUUGCGAAACUUUUGGUCUAACCCCCACCUUUGCACCAGCCGGUCCCCAAUUACCCCCCCCCCCCCGACCCUGAUACGUAUCUGUGUGCUGUAUUUAUCCAGACUGAGAGCACUCCUGCCUUUUUAAAAACGCCGGUUAGCUUUUUAUUGUCUAUUUAUUUGAACUCUGUCUUCUCUCCCUUUUUUGUCCUCUUUAAUCACAAGACUGAAGUUGUAUGUGGGACAAAAACUGCCUCAGUAAUAAUAUUAAUAAUAAAAAGAAUCCUU